Messenger RNA from Hydractinia symbiolongicarpus, 1087 nucleotides. Its product is annotated as follistatin-related protein 4-like. NCBI's taxonomy places the organism in Eukaryota, Metazoa, Cnidaria, Hydrozoa, Anthoathecata, Hydractiniidae. The record is from RefSeq and is a predicted model, not a curated record. The transcript has 2 exons. Gene Ontology annotation, biological process: cell adhesion; axon guidance. Bases 520 to 951 code for a protein of 143 amino acids. Gene Ontology annotation, molecular function: protein binding. Gene Ontology annotation, cellular component: plasma membrane.
AAUAAAAGGUUAUAAAAUUUAUAGGCACCAGCGAGAAAACUUUACCAACUUUGGUAUCUCACAUGGAUAAAAAGUUCUCCGCUAUGGAAGGAAGAUCAGUGGAUAUAUUAUGUGGUGCGGUGGGAAAGUAAGUGUGUAUUCUCAUGCAUUUUGUGUUGAUUGGGUAUUUUUAUAUGAAAAGAAAAGCUAAUCGAUUAAAUGAAGAUUUAUCCUUGUAUCCAUUCUCUAAUUUACUAUAUUUUCAUCUCCGAUCAUGACGAACAAAUAUAAUCGAGAAUCAAAUUUAUAUUGCCGCUACUGAAUGUGUUUACAACAAUAUUGUUUGGUUUUGAUCCACAGAUACCAGAACUGAUAACCGCGCAGGAGCCUUUACACUUUAUGUGAAAUUAUGUUAACGAAACACAUAGAUAGUUUCAUGGAUGCAUCUGGGACUGUCGGGCACUGCUAAGUAGAGGAUUUAUACACAGUUAUUUCAUAAUAAUCCUUCAUUUAAAUACUCACGACAUUACGAUAAGAAAUAUGCAUGUCUUUGUUUCCGGCACUAAGUUCUGUAGACCGUCAUUUUUAAGAAGUCACAUAACCACAAAUAUUUUUAGUCCAACACCUUUGAUAUCCUGGUAUAAAGAUGGAGUAAAAGUUUUGCCUUCAAGUGGCAGUGCUGCAGGCAACAUCAUGAUUUUGUCCGGGAAUAUGCGACUACGAAUUGUGCCGGUUAGAACAACUGACGUCGGAGUAUAUAAAUGUGUGGCAAGAAAUAGCCUGGGUGAAGACUCAAAGGAAGGUGUAUUACUUGUGCAUCGUGAAACGUCGUGGAAAAUAAAACUUCGAAACGUAGUAAAGGUACAGCACAACGAUGUUAUAAUACUGUGGUGCUCAGCCUCGGGUUAUCCAGCGGUUCAGUACUCAUUAUACCAUAACGACACUCUUUUAAAGAGGUAUACCUUGUUUUAAAUGAACUGAAUAUAAAUAGAUAUUUUAAUCUCAAAGAUUUCAGGUGACAAAGAGUGCAUCCUAACUUGACUUCGUGGUUAUGUUUCUACGCUUCAAUUUUUUGUUUGUCUGCUGAUAUUGACGUUCCUAGAAUCUC